Stegodyphus dumicola is the source of this 2252-nucleotide messenger RNA. RefSeq lists its product as uncharacterized. Lineage: Eukaryota; Metazoa; Arthropoda; Arachnida; Araneae; Eresidae. Gene Ontology annotation, cellular component: SCAR complex; cytoskeleton. The record is from RefSeq and is a predicted model, not a curated record. Gene Ontology annotation, biological process: positive regulation of Arp2/3 complex-mediated actin nucleation; actin cytoskeleton organization. Gene Ontology annotation, molecular function: actin binding; Arp2/3 complex binding; protein kinase A regulatory subunit binding.
GGCAAUGGUUUUGAAAUUGACGUCAUGGUGGCCAUAUUGUAAAUUUAUCCUGAAUAAGUAAAACGAUUUGUUUACUAUGAUUAAGUGAUGGGUUUAACCUAAAGUCAGUUAUGGUAUCUUAGCAACAAAAUGCCCUUAUUACAAAGGCUUAUAGAACCUGUCCAUGUGUGUCGCAACACACUGCCAUUUGACAACCGUGGAUCACUUGCCUUAGAUAUUCCCAAUGAACUAGAAUGUGUCACUAAUGGAACAUUGUCAAAUGUCAUCAGGCAAUUGUCAUCUUUGUCUAAGCAUGCAGAAGAUAUAUUUACUACUCUUUUCAAGGAAUCCACAGGCAUUGCUGCAAGAACCCACUCAUUACAAGGACGUAUUGAUCGACUAGCAGUCAAAGUAACUCAGUUGGAUUCAAAUGUAGAAGAAGUCUCUUUGCAAGACAUUCAUAUGAGAAAAGCCUUUAAAAGCUCAAUUGUUUAUGACCAAGAAGUUAUAUCUCGUGACUCAAUGCCUGCUGCUAUGGCUGAAAUUUACAGGAGUUGUGGUAAACCUCCACCACUAGACAAAUUAAAUCCAUACAGGGAGGAUGGAAAAGACGGGCUGAAAUUUUACACAGAUGCAACUUAUUUUUUUGAGCUGUGGAAACAAGAAAUGUUGAAAGAUACUGAAAGGUUGAUCCAUGAUAAAGGGAAAAAACCUCACAGACCAAGGCCUGAUGGAGGUAAGAGACACAAGAAAGUAAGACAACCUCAUAAUACAAGAGAAAAGUAUAGAAUGAUGGCAUGUACACAAGAUUUUAUUGAUAAGCAUAAUUAUCCUUUGUCAAAUUAUAGUGAUACCACCCUUAGAACUCCAAGUUUAGUUAGCGAUGGAACAGAUGGUGCCCCAGUAAGACCCAACAGCCUUGAGUUACAUAUGCCAUACCUAGAACAAGAUGGAAGUUAUGGGAGUCCGGUGAAUAAUUACCCUCCCCCUCCUCCUGCAUACUCAGAAUAUCAAACUCAAGCCUAUCCACAGCAAAAUAUAGCUCAAGCACAGCAUUACCCACCACCACCACCAUACUCAGUGAAUUCUCCUGAGCAUAGAACAUCUUCCAACAACAGCACUCCCACAAGACAGAGUCGAGCAAAUUCAAGACCAUCACAGCCACCACCUGCUCCUCCUGUAACAGGAUCAAAUGGGACCUCGACUCCUCCUAUUUCUGCUGGGGGAACACCUUCGAGUGGAGCAGGCCGAUAUAGAUCAGGAAGUCAUUCAAGGGAAACUCUUCCACCCCCUCCUCCUCCUCCCGAUGCAGUUUUAAUGAAUGGAUAUCAGCCUAACCAUAUGGCUCCUAUGUAUCUAACACAAAAACCUGUGCCAAUGGUUGCUCUGGCUACCAAUAACGGUCGUAUAAGUCAAGGGUCUCGUAGAGAUACAUUAAAUCAUCAUCCUCAUUUACUAAAUCAUAUGUCACUUGCAAGGGACCAUACACCUCCGCCAGACUCCUUGAGCAUUACUUCAGAUUCUCUAGAUCUUCCACCCCCUCCUCCCAUGCCAGAUGGCACUAAUGCAGAAACAACAAUCCCUCCCCCAUCACCACCUCCUCCUCCCCCACCAAAUGCUAAUCAUAAUGCAGUUUUACCACCUCCUCCACCACCCAUUCCCUCUGAUACAGGAACUGUUUCUGUAAUGAGUAGAGUUUCUGACCUUAGAAUGCAGGAAGCAUGUGAAUCUACCAGUACAGGUUCCAGUAAGAUGAGCGAUGAGACAGACUCCAAAUCUAGGUCUCCUGCCCAAGGAGAUGGGAGGAGUGACCUUCUGGCUGCAAUCCGAGAAGGCAUAAAACUCCGCAGAGUGGAAGAUAUAAAGCAGAAAGAAGUAGAAAAAGCUGCUCCUUUACAUGAUGUUGCUUCAAUUUUGGCUAGAAGAGUUGCCAUGGAAUUUUCUGACUCUGAUUCGUCAGAGAGUGAGGAUGAUAGUGAAGGUUGGGGUGAAGAAGAUGCAAGUGAAUGUUAGUUUAGGAAUGAAGAAAUGAUGAACACCUGCUUUUUUAAUACUUAUUACUUCAUUUGUUAUGGACCAACAUAACUUUGCAUUUAAAAUUUUUAAUGGCUUUAUACAAUUUUGUAAUUGUUUUCGGCAUAACCUUUUUAUGAAAUAAAAAUGCAAGUAGGUUAAACUUCUUAUACAAAAAAUGAAGUAGAAGAUUGAAAGUUUUUAGUAGACUUUUUACUAAGCUAUAUAUUAUAGUGAAGUAUGUUUUCAAAGAGGUUUUU